UGACGAGCCAUCCUGCCGAGGAGCAGCAGGGGAACGAGGAGCCGAAGCUUGCUCGCUGCUGGGGUCCGGCUGAUUGGUGAAGACAAUCACCCCCGCCUCCGGCAUAACUAGCCAGCGGAACAACUUGUCGUUUGUUGACUGCCUGGAGGUGUUCCGAUUUCACGCUACAUGGAGGUUGAGGGUGGCGUUCCUCCAAAGCGUCUCAGUUUGCGCGCGCAUCAUGAAAAAAAGGCGUUCGACAAGACCACUCCAGUGAAGGCGAGAGCUAUGGAGUCCUCUCUUGAAUUGUCCAACUCUUUGGGCAGCGUGUCAUCGCUGCUGAGCGGCUGCAGGACAUUCAAAGUGCUCGUGAUUGGGGACUCAGCGGUGGGCAAGACUUGCCUCACACACCGACUCUGCGCCGGUCAUUUCCCCAGCGGCGUGGAGGCAACGAUCGGCGUGGACUUCCGAGAGCGACUCCUUGAAAUUGACGGGGAGAUGAUCAAGUUGCAACUGUGGGACACAGCAGGACAGGAACGCUUCCGUAAGUCAAUGGUGCAACAUUUUUACCGAAAUGUGCACGCAGUUCUCUUCGUCUAUGAUGUCACAUGCUGGGCCAGUUUCAGCAGCCUCUCUGCUUGGGUAGACGAGUGCCGAUGCAACUCUCUUGGCCAGGAAGUGCCCAGGUUUCUGGUUGGGAACAAGAACGACCUCCGUGAUGUCGUGAAGACCGAUGGCCUGGUGAACCAGGAACAGGCGCUGAAAUUUGCCAAAACUCACAACAUGAUGUUUUUUGAGACAUCGGCCAAAUACUCCGGCAGACGGCGAAGUGUUGGGGAUGUGCCCUAUCAGCAGGAUAAUGUCGAGGAUAUUGUCAAUGCUGUCGGUGCCAGACUGAAGAGACAGAAGAGUCACAGCGCAGCGUACAACCUGGCAUACAGUGGCUCUUUUAAAGUUUUCAACAAGAAACCAGAGGAGAAAGAAAUAUGGAGCUGCUGCUGAAAGCGAGAACAAUUGCCUUGCAUUGGGAGAAACUAAUAUAGAUAUGUUGAUAUUUAUACUUUUUAAUAUUGGGCAUGUUACUCUUUGAAAUAUUGUAAUGUUGUCAUGUUUAUGUUUAUUAAUGAGCAAAUAAA
Messenger RNA from Corythoichthys intestinalis (scribbled pipefish), 1115 nucleotides. Its product is annotated as ras-related protein Rab-33B-like. The record is from RefSeq and is a predicted model, not a curated record. Lineage: Eukaryota; Metazoa; Chordata; Actinopteri; Syngnathiformes; Syngnathidae. Gene Ontology annotation, molecular function: GTPase activity; GTP binding. Gene Ontology annotation, biological process: regulation of exocytosis. The coding region runs from base 169 to 981 and encodes 270 amino acids. The transcript is spliced from 4 exons.